CCACCCGGCCCACCCCGUCUUGCAACUAGCUCCGGUCCAAAACCGCACUUGUGCACGACGGCUACUCACUCUCGCAGUGGCGUGUUAGCAUAGCACCGCUCGCUCGUUGCUCGCGCGCGCCGGGAAUCCUAGCAAUGGCCUCCUCCUCCCCGCUCUGCUGCUACCUGCUGCUCUUCGUCGUCGUCGUGGUGCUCACGGGCAGCUGCCGUGCCAGGGACACAGUCGUGCCCGGCCGCCCGCUCGCCGCGAACGAGACGCUGGUCUCGGGCGGCGACGCCAACUUCGUGCUCGGCUUCUUCACCCCGCCGGGCGCCAACAGCACCUACGUCGGCGUCUGGUACAACAAGGUCUCGGUCCGCACCGUCGUCUGGGUCGCCAACCGCGAGGACCCGCUCCCCGGCGACGUCGCGGACAACCCCGACGCCACGCUCUCCGUGUCGCCCACGGGCACGCUCGCCAUUGUAGCGGGGAACUCGACCGUUGUGUGGUCGGUCACGCCGGCGGCCAAGCUGGCGAGCCCCACGGCCCGGAUCAUGGACAGCGGAAACCUGGUGAUCGCGGACGGCGCUGGCGGUGGCGUGGCGUGGCAGGGGUUCGACUACCCGACCGACACGCUGCUCCCGGAGAUGAGGCUGGGCGUCGACUACGUGAAGGGGAGGAACAGGACGCUGACGGCGUGGAAGAGCCCCUCCGACCCCUCGCCGGGCCCCGUCGUGAUGGCCAUGGACACGUCCGGCGACCCCCAGGUGUUCAUCUGGAACGGCGCCGAGAAGGUCUGGCGCUCCGGCCCCUGGGACGGCGUCCAGUUCACCGGCGUCCCGGACACCGUCACCUACUCCGGCUUCACCUUCAGCUUCAUCAACAACGCCAAGGAAGUCACGUACAGCUUCCAGGUGCACAACGUGUCGAUCAUAUCGAGGCUGGGGCUGAACAGCACGGGGAGCUACGGGCUGCUGCAGCGGUCGACGUGGGUGGAGGCGGCGGGGACGUGGAACCUGUACUGGUACGCGCCCAAGGACCAGUGCGACGAGGUGUCCCCGUGCGGGGCCAACGGCGUGUGCGACACAAACAACCUGCCCGUCUGCUCCUGCCUCCGCGGCUUCACGCCCAAGUCGCCCGAGGCGUGGGCGCUGCGUGACGGCCGCGCGGGGUGCGUGCGGUCGACGCCGCUCGACUGCCAGAACGGCACCGACGGGUUCGUCGCCGUGGAGCACGCCAAGGUGCCCGACACGGAGCGGAGCGUCGUGGACCUGGGCCUCAGCCUGGAGCAGUGCCGGAAGGCGUGCCUCAUGAACUGCUCCUGCACGGCGUACGCGAGCGCCAACGUGAGCGGUGGCGGCCGCGGCCACGGCGCCGGCACCGGCUGCGUCAUGUGGACGACCGGGCUCACCGACCUGCGCGUGUACCCGGAGUUCGGCCAGGACCUCUUCGUCCGCCUCGCCGCCGCAGAUCUCGGUUUAACAAGCAAAUCUAACAAGGCACGUGUAAUAAUCGCCAUCGUUGUCAGCAUCUCAUCGGUGACGUUUCUGUCAGUUCUCGCUGGUUUUCUCGUCUGGACAAGAAAGAAGAAGAGAGCAAGAAAAACCGGAUCAAGCAAAUGGAGCGGUGGUUCCCGCAGUACUGGUCGCCGCUAUGAAGGAAGCAGUCAUCACGAUGAUGAUCUGGAACUUCCAAUCUUUGAUCUGGGGACAAUUGCAGCUGCUACUGAUGGUUUCUCAAUCAACAACAAGCUCGGUGAGGGUGGCUUCGGACCAGUAUACAAGCCGCUAUGUCUGGUUGAUCAACAGGGUAAGCUCGAGGAUGGACAAGAAAUAGCAGUUAAAACGUUGUCCAAAACAUCCGUACAGGGUCUCGACGAAUUCAAGAAUGAGGUAAUGUUGAUAGCUAAACUUCAGCAUAGGAAUCUUGUUCGGCUUCUCGGCUUCAGCAUUAGUGGACAAGAAAGGAUACUUGUGUACGAAUACAUGGCAAACAAGAGCCUAGACUACUUUCUGUUCGAAAAAUCCAACAGUGUCCUGCUUGACUGGCAAGCGCGAUACCGUAUAAUAGAAGGCAUUACUAGAGGUUUACUAUAUCUUCACCAGGAUUCAAGAUACAGAAUCAUCCACAGAGACCUGAAGGCAAGUAAUGUUCUUCUUGACAAGGAGAUGACUCCCAAAAUUUCUGACUUUGGCAUGGCAAGAAUGUUUGGAAGUGAAGAGACAGAAAUCAAUACCAGAAAAGUGGUCGGCACAUAUGGCUAUAUGUCUCCAGAAUAUGCAAUGGACGGAGUCUUUUCUGUCAAAUCAGAUGUAUUUAGUUUUGGAGUUUUACUACUGGAAAUAAUUAGUGGCAGGAGGAACAGAGGGGUUUAUUCAUAUUCAAACCACCUAAAUCUUCUGGGACAUGCAUGGAGCUUAUGGAAUGAAGGAAAAAGCUUGGAGUUAGCAGAUGAAACAAUGAAUGGCUCGUUCGACUCAGAUGAAGUACUCAAAUGCAUCAGAGUGGGACUCCUAUGUGUGCAAGAGAACCCAGAUGACCGUCCAUUGAUGUCUCAGGUGCUUCUGAUGUUAGCUACGACAGAUGCUACCACAUUGCCAACUCCUAAACAGCCUGGCUUUGCAGCUAGAAGAAUUCUAAUGGAAACAGACACAUCAUCAAGCAAGCCAGACUGCAGCAUAUUCGACAGUGCAACAGUUACUAUACUUGAAGGUCGAUAGGAUGUUAAUGUGCUAAUUGAACUUACUAGGGGAAUGUGCAUUACAUAAUGUGCUUUCUUCAUCACCGUGUGUUUGAGCAACAGAAAUUUGCAUAAUUAUUGAAUAACUGCACCAACUAGGGUAUGGUUCCCUCAAUUCAGCAGUUAUCCUAAACUGUAGUGACAGAAACUACGGAAGUUAUUGUUAUUUGGUGAUAUUUCAAAGCACUAUAGCAUUAAUGUUCCAUA
Oryza sativa Japonica Group (Japanese rice) is the source of this 2926-nucleotide messenger RNA. The record is from RefSeq and is a predicted model, not a curated record. Lineage: Eukaryota; Viridiplantae; Streptophyta; Magnoliopsida; Poales; Poaceae.